GGAGAUUUUUGGCAGAUUUUUGGAGACACACUUCUGAUCAACACCAGCCUUUUUCUCUGAGUACCAACCCAUUCCAACAGUGAGACCAAACAAAGAUGCAGGUCUUGGCAGCGUUGUGCUUCCUUGUCUUGGCACACCUGCCCCCCCUGAGGGGGGAGGUAGUUAAAAGCUUCGAGAGCAACGAGCAGUGCCUGGACUUCUUCUACAAGCGCAUGGUGCCCAAGUGGGACGUGGCUAAUCCUAACAGUCCUAACACCGCCUGUUUGUGUCAGCGCUUCAACAACCACUACCACUUCGCCACGCUGUACAACAAGAACCACCGCAUCCCCGUCUACUCCGCCUACCGCUUUCAGACCGGCGACGACAGCGGUCGCGAGGAUUACUGGUAUAUAGAGCCACAGCUUGUGGACAGGAGCUGGAAUGCAGAGAUGGAGGUCGAGGAGGACCUCGCAAUCAACCACACGGGGGACUUCGGUAAGAAUCAGUCUCUCGAUGAGGACUACAAAGGGUCUAUCUAUGACCGGGGGCACCUCAAUCCAAAUGGACACCACUCAGGGGACAGUCGUAGUGCCACGUUUACACUCACCAACGUGGUGCCACAGAACCGCAUGCUGAACCAGGGGGCCUGGAAGGAGUAUGAGACGAAUCUGCAAAAAAACGUGCUCACAAAGUGCUGGCGGGCCUACGUGCUGGUGGGCGCCAUCCCUUCCAAAAACAACUUGAUCAACAAUCGGGUCAACAUCCCCGACUACAUCUGGAACGCCUACUGCUGCCUGGACAACAACGGCCAGCCCAUCCGCAGCGGGGGGGCCAUAGCUCGCAACACUGAGAACAAAGUUGUCAGGCACACUCUCUCAGAGCUGAAAACGCUCCUGAAAGAGUACACUAAAUCAAAAGUGUUGGUGCUCUUUCGCGACAAGUGUGAAGCUUAGAGGAGUAUUGUAUGUUAGAGAAGUGUAGUCAGACACACCCCACAGGGCAUAUUUCACUCUUUAUAUUUUUCUGUGCCAAUUAACAUACAAGAGUCAUUUACUUCCCUGUAAUUCCCAUUGCUCAUAAGCUUAUUAUCUAAUACAUGCACCAAAACUCACCUAUUUGCACUUUAGGCAUUUGGCUGAUGCUUUUACCCAAAGUGACUUAAAGAAAGGAGCACUUAAUAUGGUAAGAACACCCCACUAGAAAAAGGCAACACUGCAAUCUCACAAGUUCUCCCCAUUCAGCUCUUAAAUAAUCAACAUUGUUUAAUUUCAAUGUGGUUAUAGCUACUGUAAUAAUGGAAGUAAAGACAAACUUCCGUGGGUCAAUAACACCAUUUAUUAUGUAGCUAACCAUGCCUGCUUCCACAAGCACACACACACACGCGCGCACGCACACCUGUCCCUGGCUCUCAUAAAUGUCUGCGUGAUUCUGCCAUUCACAAUAAAGGCUUAAUUCUUCAGUAA
This is a messenger RNA of Anguilla anguilla (European eel), 1442 nucleotides long. Its product is annotated as endonuclease domain-containing 1 protein-like. NCBI's taxonomy places the organism in Eukaryota, Metazoa, Chordata, Actinopteri, Anguilliformes, Anguillidae. Bases 96 to 932 code for a protein of 278 amino acids. The record is from RefSeq and is a predicted model, not a curated record. The transcript has 4 exons. Gene Ontology annotation, molecular function: hydrolase activity; nucleic acid binding; metal ion binding.